CAGGAGAAGCGUGAGGCUGCCAAGACCCAGGCCAUGCGUGACAACAACGCUGAUCCUUACGACAUCAAGCAGCAGGUGAAUGUGCUCUCGGAGUCGCAGAUGAUGAUUCCUGAUUGCCGACGGCGUUUGGAGUCCGCCCUGGACGCACUUCGAGAUGCUGUGGCUGAAGCAGAGGACGACGAGGUUUGCAAAGGGGGUGAGGAAUUGUCAGCUGCGCAGGCACUGAUAGCGGAGGUUGAGCCAAUGUUUAAGUGCGAGUGAUGUUGGGUUCAAUUUUGAAAGCUUCUGGUUCUAUAUGGUCUUGAAGAAGCUCCGUGAGAUUUCAUAGGGCAUAGUCUGUAAAAACAAUAACAAUGUAUACGACUGACUGGAAGUGUUCUACAAUCUUUCGAACAGUUUCAUGAGCCUACCUUUUGUACAUCACCAAUAUAUAAGUUGGUCGUCGAAGUAUUUGAUAUUCAGACGUUAUUAAUUCUGUAAACUUCGCUUCAAGCAGCAAUUUUCAAACCCUCUGAACUCUGUUACGUUUCAUUUGGAAAA
Physcomitrium patens is the source of this 540-nucleotide messenger RNA. RefSeq names its product tubulin-folding cofactor A. Gene Ontology annotation, molecular function: beta-tubulin binding. Gene Ontology annotation, biological process: post-chaperonin tubulin folding pathway; tubulin complex assembly. Lineage: Eukaryota; Viridiplantae; Streptophyta; Bryopsida; Funariales; Funariaceae. Gene Ontology annotation, cellular component: microtubule cytoskeleton; cytosol. The record is from RefSeq and is a predicted model, not a curated record.